AUGGCCCUCCUGGCGCAGACCCUGGCACUGCUGGCAGUGACCGUGGCCACCACGGGCAUCGAGGGGGUGACCCUGGACAUGGCCCAAGACUCCUUCGAUGACCAGUACCAGGACUGUGGCCCUGCCAUGGCUGAGGUGUUGUCAACCCUCAACCGCUCCGAGUUGCAGCAGAACCCUCUCUUUGCCCAGGCCUGGACUAAGGCCACGGCUGAGUGGCACAAACGGGGGUCCCCUGUGUCCCCUCUGGCGUCCCCAGCCCACGCCAUCGCCCUCAUGGCCUUCACAAUGGAUGACCUGUACAGAGAGUUCAACGCAGCCGUGCGUACAGCCGGGCGCUCCAGCCAGGAAUACCGGGACAACUUCCACUUCAAAACGCUGCAUUUCCUGCUGACCCAGGCCCUGGCGACGCUGAGGGCAACUCGGGGACCGCAGUGUCACAACGUGUACCGGGGGGUGGACGGGGUCAGGUUCAAGGCAGAGUAUGGCGACAUCGUCCGGUUCGGUCAAUUCGCGUCGGCAUCACAGAGCCAAACGGCCUCCCAGCAAUUCGGGAUGGACACGGUGUUCCAGGUGCACACGUGCCACGGCGCAGAAAUCCGGGAAUUCUCCAAGUAUCCUCAUGAGAAGGAGGUGCUGAUCCCACCCUUUGAGACCUUUGAGGUCAUCAAAGUUGGCCAGGAAGGGAGAAGGGUGAGGAUCCAGCUCCGCUCCACUGGGACCUUCAGCAAAUACAACUGCGAGUGGCUGCACGGUGACACCACAGGUGGGAGCGUCCCUAGGGCUUCCUUCCAACUUGGAGGACUCCUCCUGGCCACCACAGCCCUGGCAGUGGCCACCGGGAUCCUCUGAGCCACGAGACCACC
This is a messenger RNA of Camarhynchus parvulus, 863 nucleotides long. Its product is annotated as erythroblast NAD(P)(+)--arginine ADP-ribosyltransferase-like. Gene Ontology annotation, molecular function: NAD+ poly-ADP-ribosyltransferase activity; NAD+-protein-arginine ADP-ribosyltransferase activity. Lineage: Eukaryota; Metazoa; Chordata; Aves; Passeriformes; Thraupidae. The record is from RefSeq and is a predicted model, not a curated record.